CAUGCCUCAGGUUUGUACUUUAGAAACAAAAUACACAGGACAACCAUCUGAUUAAGCUCAUCCCAGAGUUCUUCUUUAUUUGAAUUCCUGGGACUGUGGACCAUGAACACCAAGGGCCUAACUGACCUGAGGAUUUUGGCUGUGGAUGUUUUUACCAGUGAUAACAGAGAGGGCUUCAAGAGAACCACCGUCCUCCUCCUCUUGUGUGUCUUCCCAAGCCUCCUCCUCAGUGCUUUACUGCUUCUGUACCUUUUCUUCACUCUGACUUGUGACCUAGCAGUGUCCUCGGGGAUUGCUGCCCUCUUUGGGGUGCUGUUGACACUCGGCCUAUUCCUGUCACAGACGGUACGAUGCUUGUUCACUCUAUUUGUCAUAUCGCUUUUCACGAAGAAGAGUCGUAGUCUCCUGCUGACCGCUGGCACAAGUGUAGUUGUCCUUGGAAAUAUUCAAAACACUUUGGAGAACCUCACAGGCUUGAUCAGGAGCAUGAUUUGCAACCUGAGGGCCAAGAAAGAAUCAGUCAUUGCUCCCUUCAGAAACUAUGUGGACAUGUUGAAAUGGCUGGCUGAUAUUUUGCUUGGGGUGACGGAUUUGGGCGUGGUCAAGCUGGACUCCCAACUCAAAAUUUCACCCAAAGUGGACUUGGAAAAUUUUCGGGAGCGACUCACCCAAGUCGAAUUGAAAUUGAAUCAAAGUGUCAAAUAUGCAGUGAAUUUAAUAAACACAGUAUCCACUGUGAAGGAAUAUGUUUAUCCUCUCAUCAGCAUACUGGUGCUCAUCAUCUUUAUAAUCUUGCACGUAAGAAAUUACUGCAAUGACAUGAAGUACAAAAAUAAUUUCAUCAGUAACAAAUUUAUUGACUUUGACAAGAAGCAGAAGGAAGAAGGAAAGCAGCACGUACUUCCUCUCACAUCAGAGGAGAAGAAGCUUUACCCAUCCCUCCCUUCCCUCCGUCCCACCACCCAGGAAGGAAAAGCUCUGCUAAAAUUUGGCAUUCCAAUUAUCACCCAUUUGAUUGCUUGGGUCAUAUUUAUAGCUGUGGAUGCCGUGUUGUACUAUUUUGUUACUAUUAUAACAACCAAGCUGUCAGAGAUGGAACCAUUCCACGUCCCUCUGCGGCUGAGCCUCAAAGGGAUUGCGACCUUAAUUGGUCUACAAUUGAGUGAGGAAAACCACCAAAAGGACUUUUCUUAUUCUGUGAUGCUGUUUGAGAAGCAGUGCCUCCCCAAACCCAAACUGCUGCUCAACAACUCUCUGGUCCCAUUGACUGCCAUCUUGCUGACCUUGCUCGUUAUGGCCCCUGUAGCGGCCAAGUUGGUCCAGAUCAGGCUCAUGGUGUGUGAGAGGUUUUACUGCACCGCUGCAGAGGAGAGGAUCAAGUAUCUGCAUGCCAAAAUUCUGAGGAAGAGGUUAAAAAGGAAGCGGGAGAAGGACAGUUUUACAUCACUCAUCACCAAGCCACAUUUCUGGUGUCCAUUGCUUUUCUCAGAUGAGGUCAACACGUGAGGAAAGGUUUCUCCAUAUACCCAACAGUGACUGACACUAUUAUGUAUCUCUGUGGGUAUAUAUAUAUAUUCAUAUACAUAUAUAAAAUAUUGCACAUUUUUAUAUUGUUGUAAUGUAUUUGUUCCAUACAAUCUGCAUGUAUUAUCUAAACUUGGGUGAACAAUGUAUGUCUUUAUUUAUGUAAUGUUGAUGU
This is a messenger RNA of Syngnathus typhle (broad-nosed pipefish), 1699 nucleotides long. Its product is annotated as dendritic cell-specific transmembrane protein. Bases 103 to 1506 code for a protein of 467 amino acids. The record is from RefSeq and is a predicted model, not a curated record. Lineage: Eukaryota; Metazoa; Chordata; Actinopteri; Syngnathiformes; Syngnathidae. Gene Ontology annotation, cellular component: membrane. The transcript has 3 exons.